AUGCAGUUGGCGUCGAAUAUAAGGCUUUACAUUCUUGGAGAACCUCUGUUGAAGCCUUCUCAACACUCACCACAGGAUCUUUUCGUUCUUGAGUUUCCAUCGAAUGCUACGUUUGAUGCAUACCUUGCAACGGUUGUCAUACUGAUGUGCAUAGGAAUAUGGCUGGUAGUGUUCAAAAGGCCACGAGAAGACGGCACAUCGCUUCUGUAUGUGAUUGGCUUUAUGCUGAUAUUCUGCUCUUAUUGCCUCCAAAAAGCCAUAGAGCUGAAUAAGCUUAUUAAUAAGGCUACGAUUGAUGCAGAAGUGCCUGAGCAGGAAUGGUUUUGGAGAAAGUGGAUAUAUCCGAGAAGUCAAAAUCAUGCGGUGAUUGCCGAUCGGAAUGCACAUGCUGAAUCAGGUAUACUUGAACACAACACGGGCGGAAUAUCCUCAUACCUUACACUGAUAUUUAACAGCAAAGAUACAAAGGCAAAUAGAAGGAACACGGUAAGUGUAAAUGCUCAACGGAAACACAAUGAUCAAGGAAAAGCUGAAAGUAUGCAUUCCGUUCAAAGAUCGAUUGUUGGCACAGAUGUGAUUGGAUGCGCAGGCAAAAAAUCCUCGCUAGAAUGCACUAAAGAAACAGAUAGCAUUGGGGUGGAAAAUCCAUCGUUACAUCAAUACGCAACAGACAUGAUGCUGAGCACAUCUAGUAUGCACACUGAUCCAAAACAUUCAGGCAGUGGCAGUCGCUUAGUAACAUCGUUGUAUGACGAAAAGCUUGCAUUUGCAAAUAGCUUUGAGACUAUGAGUGGAGCGGAAAGCAAGGUAGAAAAAAGAGAAGUGACUCUUAGAAACCUCAUGAGGAUUUUUGAAUACAAAUAUAAAAUAGAUGAGGAUCUCAAAAAGCACACAUCGAUCAUUAGAAAGGCAGAGGCACAGACAAACAAAAUACUCGAAGAAUUUUCAGUCACAUUUCAAGCAUUUAUGAAGGAAGCUGAAAAAAUAGAAAUGGAGAUGAUUGGGUUUAAUGCAUCAACAAGGUAUUUGAGGAUAUCAUUCAAUGAGUUGAAGGCUGAGAUCAAGAAAUAUUUCUAUGGCGUUCCCGAUGUAGUAGCAUUGAAUGGUGUUCUUCAAUAUCUAUCGAGGCUGGAAGAGAAUUACCAUAAGGAAUCUGAAGGAAAAGGCGAUGUGGGCGCUGCCGUGGAGUAUGAAGGAUACUUCCUACUUUAUAUUGCUAUACAAACUGGUUGCUGCUUGCUGUUCUUUAUGGCUGUGCUGCUUAAGAUUAGAUCAGGUAUAACAGUAUUAAGGCCUGUAGUUUCAAUUUUCUUGAUAUUAGGAAUGCUAAUAAGUAUUUUAUUUCUUCUUAGUGCACAGAUGCUUGAUAGAGAUUGCAAGUCUGGGUCUGUCAAUGGAUGCAAUUUCACACAUACGUUUGUGAGGGAAGUCGAAGGAGUUGAGGCAUCAAAGAAGGGAGAAUUGAAAGAGCAGCUAGAUGUGAUGGCGAUCAACAGUCGAAUGCUGUCGAACGAACUACAAGCAUAUGUAUUGAGAAUAGCAGAUGCAAAUUUCAGUUCUAAAAUGGCGGUUUUUUCGAAUCUAUUUAACAAGAUCAUGUUUGUGUAUGAUGAUUUUGAGCACCUGACUGCGAAGAAAGUCAAGAAAGAUGAGUUCUAUGGGUAUGUGAAAAUGAUGAAUAGGCAGCUUGAGGUGAUUGGAAAGUACCUGGAUGUGUCUGUACAGAAAGAUAUGAUCGGCAUAUAUGCUGAGGAGAAUGCAUUUUCGUUCUGGCUGGAUACGGAUAAGGAUUCCGUGGUUGAGCUGGUGCGGACGAUUACUGGGUUGGAUGCUGAGGACAGCGAAGGAAUGCCAUCAAGAUGGUGUGUGGAUGCAUUGCAAGCGAUAUGUGAUGCAAAGGAUGUAUUUGACAGUUUGUUUAUGCUGAUGCUUGCUGCAGGGCCUGCAUUCUUGGCUCUUCUGUAUACUUAA
Messenger RNA from Ordospora pajunii, 1971 nucleotides. RefSeq lists its product as uncharacterized. The coding region runs from base 1 to 1971 and encodes 656 amino acids. The transcript has a single exon. NCBI's taxonomy places the organism in Eukaryota, Fungi, Microsporidia, Ordosporidae. The record is from RefSeq and is a predicted model, not a curated record.